AUGGAGGCGCCGGAGCCGCGGGCGGAGCCGCCGCGCGCCCGCUCGCACACGGUCACCACCACGAGCAGCUCCGCCGCGGGCAGCCUGGCGGGCGGCGCCGGCGCGCUCGCCUACGACCGGGAGUUCCUGCGCACGCUGCCCGGCCUCCUCAUGCUCGCCGAGAUCAUUUUAGGGCUGCUGGUGUGGACCCUGAUUGCUGGAACAGAAUACUUCCUAUACCCAGCCUUUGGCUGGGUCAUGUUUGUAGCUGUCUUCUACUGGGUUCUCACUGUCUUCUUCCUGAUCAUCUACAUGACAAUGACCUACACCAGGAUCCCCCAGGUGCCAUGGACCACGGUGGGUCUGUGUUUUAAUGGGAGUGCUUUCGUUUUGUACCUCAUUGCUGCCAUCGUAGAUGCAUCCUCAGUCACCAAAGAGCUGGUCAGUCACAAUUACAACAGCUGGGCAGCUUCUUCAUUCUUUGCCUUCCUGGUUACCUCCUGCUAUGCUGGGAAUACCUAUUUUAGCUUUAUAUCUUGGCGAUCACGAACUUUGCAGUAAAAAUUUACCUACAGUGUGUUUUGUAUUCUAAAAUACCCUGAGGAUUGUGCUCGUGAUGGAAGUCUGGAAGAGGGGUGAAGCCCUUUGGGAUAUUUCUAUUAAAACUGACAUAAUGUAUUUUAAGCUUAGAUUAAAAUGAGUAUUUAUAAUACAAUAUCAUCUUUAGUGACAGCUAACAUAGUCUUUGUACUGUACCAUAAAAUUUCAUACUCUUCCUUUUUAAAAUUAACA
This is a messenger RNA of Nothoprocta perdicaria, 771 nucleotides long. It is a transcript of the gene CMTM8, whose product is annotated as CKLF like MARVEL transmembrane domain containing 8. Gene Ontology annotation, molecular function: structural constituent of myelin sheath. Gene Ontology annotation, biological process: myelination. The record is from RefSeq and is a predicted model, not a curated record. Bases 1 to 540 code for a protein of 179 amino acids. NCBI's taxonomy places the organism in Eukaryota, Metazoa, Chordata, Aves, Tinamiformes, Tinamidae. The transcript is spliced from 4 exons. Gene Ontology annotation, cellular component: membrane.